AUGUGUGGGGGGGGGGGGGGUGGGGGGGGUUGGGUGGUUGGUUUUGGUGUUGGGGGGGGGGGUUUUGGUGGUGUGGGUGAUGGGUGGGGGUGGGUUGGGGGGGGGGGUUUUGGGGUGGGGGGGGGGGGUUGUUGUGGGUUGUUGUUGUGGUGUUGUGGGUGUGGGGUGUGUGUGUGUUGGUGUUGGUGGGGGGGGGGGGGGUUGGGGGGUGUGGUGGGGGGUGGGGGGGGGGGUUGUGGUUGUGGGGAGGGUGUUGGUUGGUUUGUUGGUUUAGGUUGUGGGUGGGGGGUGGGGGGGUUGGGGGGGUGGGGGGGGGGGGGGUGGGGGGUGGUUUUGUUUUUGUUUGUGGGGGGGGGUGGUGGGGGUGUGGGGUGGUUGUUUGGGGGGGGGGGUUUUGGGGGGGUUGUUUGUUUGUGGGGGUUUGGUGUGGUUGGGUGGGGUGGGGGGGUGUGGGGGUGUGGGGGGUGGGUGUGGGGUGGUGGGUUGUGGUUUUUUUGGAUGGGUUUGGGUUGGGUUGGGUUGGGUGUGGGUGUGUGUUUGGUGGGGGGGGUGGGGUGUUGGGUGGUUGGGGGGGGGGGGGGGGUGGGGGGGUUGGUGGGGGGGGUUUGGGGGGGUGGGGGUGUGGGGGGUGGUUGGGUUGGUGUUGGGUUGGGUUUUGGUGUGGGGGUUUUUUGUUGGGUGUUUGUGGUGGUGGUGUUUUUUGGUUGGGUUGGGUGGUGGUUGGGGUGGGUUGUUUUUUGGUGUGGGUGUGGGUGGUUGGGUUGGUGGGUUGGGGGGGGGGUGGGGUGUGUGUGGUGGUUUUUGGUUGUUGUUGUGUGGGGGGUUGUGGUUGGGUUGUGGGGGUUGUUGGGGUGUUGGGGGGUUGGUGGGGGGUGGUGGGGUGGUUUGUGUUGGGUUGUGGGUUGGGGGGGUGGGGGGGGGGGGGGGGGGGGGGGGGGGGGGGGGGUUUUGGGGUUGUGGGGGGGGGGGGGGUGGGUGUGGGGGUUGGGGUUUGUUUGGGUGUUGGGGGGUUGGUGUGUGUUGUUUUUUUGGGUGGUUUUGUUUUUUGGUUGUGGUUUUGGUGGGGUGGGGGUUAUGGGGGGUUUUUGUGGUGGGUGGUUUUGGGGGGGGUGGGGGGGGGGGGGGGGUGUAGUUAUGGGUUGGGGGUGGGUUGUGGUUGGGGGGGGGGGGGGUGUGUGGGGGUGGGUGGUGUGGUUGGGUGUUGGGUGGUGGGGUGGGUUUUGGGUUUGUUGUUGUUGUUGGUUGUUAUGUGGGGGUUGUGUGGGGGUUGGGUGGGUUGGGGGGUGGGGUGGUUGUGGUGGGGUGUUUGUGGGUGGGUGGGUGGUGGGGGGGGGGGUUGGGGUGUGGGGGGGGGGUGGGGGGUGGGUGUUGGGGGGGGGGGGGGGUGGUAGGGUGGUGUUUUGGUGGGUUUUGGUGUGUUGGUUUUGGUGGGAGGUUUGGUGGUGGGUAAUAAUGGUAGUUUUGGGGUUGGGGGGUUGGGGUUGGGGGGGGGGGGGGGGUUGGGGGGGAGGGGGGGAGGGGUGGGUGGGGGGUGUUGAUGGGUUGUUGGUAGGUUUAUGUGUGGGGUUGUGUUUGUUGUUGGUUUGGUUGGUGGUUGGUUUUUGGUUUUUUGUGUGGUUUUGGUGUGGUAGUUGUUAUUUUUGUUUUGUUGGUGGUUUAGUGAGGGUUAGGGGAAAAAUAUGGGGGGGGGAUGUUUUAGAGGGGGGGUUUAAAGGGAGAAUGGGAAAGGGGGAAGAGUUUAUAGGGGGGGGGUGGGAGGGAUAUGGGGGGGGGUGGUAA
Knipowitschia caucasica is the source of this 1779-nucleotide messenger RNA. NCBI's taxonomy places the organism in Eukaryota, Metazoa, Chordata, Actinopteri, Gobiiformes, Gobiidae. The record is from the annotation of a GenBank genome assembly.